This is a messenger RNA of Mytilinidion resinicola, 1981 nucleotides long. Its product is annotated as Lycopene beta-cyclase. Gene Ontology annotation, biological process: biosynthetic process. The coding region runs from base 176 to 1981 and encodes 601 amino acids. Gene Ontology annotation, molecular function: geranylgeranyl diphosphate synthase activity; intramolecular lyase activity. The transcript has 5 exons. The record is from RefSeq and is a predicted model, not a curated record. Lineage: Eukaryota; Fungi; Ascomycota; Dothideomycetes; Mytilinidiales; Mytilinidiaceae.
AAUGCCGACAUGAGCUGCAGCUGUCACUCCGACACCAUGACGCUACCUAUCGUGACAUUUGUUGUACUCGUGUCCUCCAAUUCGUUUCGGCCGCUCUUCGACCGUUGAGCGCGUACCCGCCUAUAUAGCCUGGUUCUUGGCCCAUUCUAUGGCCUGACUACGGCCUCGGGUUGCAAUGGGGAUCGAAUAUGCCAUGGUACACGUGUUGUACACCAUACCACCGGCAGUACUCCUCACGGUAUUCUACCAACCACUGCUCUCCAAGCUCGACCUCUACAAGGUUGGAUUCCUAGUUACAAUCGCUGUCCUUGCUACCAUUCCGUGGGACUCGUACCUGAUCCGCAAUCGAAUAUGGACAUAUCCGUCGAACGUGAUAAUUGGGCCUACGCUAUUUGACAUUCCCGCAGAAGAGCUCUUCUUCUUCGUCAUCCAAACCUACACAACCUCGAUUCUCUACCUCCUACUCAGCAAGGCUACAUUCCAACCUGCAUAUUUGCGAGCAGAGCGGAAACAAAAGCAUCGACAGGACUUCAAUAAUACGUCAUGGCGGCUAUAUAGGAUCGCGGGACAGUUGUUUUUUGUGGGCGCGAUCAUUGCGGGCAUUGGCAUGAUCAGAGACAAUGGAAGAGCAUCGUACAUGGGAUUGAUAGUGCUCUGGGCAGCGCCGUUCUUGCUGCUUCUCUGGAGUCUAGCAUACCAAUUCAUCCUUGGCCUGCCAACGAUUAAUACCGCCCUCCCGAUCCUGAUACCAACGUUGUAUCUCUGGCACGUGGAUACUCUAGCCUUACAACGUGGCACGUGGGUUAUUGAAUCUGGCACAAAAUUAGGAAUUCACUUGUGGGACGGCCUUGAAAUUGAAGAAGCCGUCUUCUUCCUGACCACCAACACUUUGGUCGUAUUUGGUCUUCUAGCCUUUGAUAAUGCGGUCGCUAUUCUGGAAAGCUUCCCAAAUCUAUUUGGGAACACACCACCCCUACCGUCUCCAAUACUCCUAGUCGAAGCACUGCUCCUCCCAGCAUCUAAUUAUGACGAGAAGCGAAUAUUUUGUUUACAAGACGCGGCGAAUAGGCUGAAGCAGAAGAGCCGGAGCUUCUAUUUGGCUAGCUCUACGUUCAGCGGUAAGUUGCGCGUAGAUCUGCUGUUCCUAUACUCCUGGUGCCGAGUUGCUGAUGACAUGGUCGACAAUGCGACAACACUAGAGCAAGCACAAACUUCCAUUCGCGACCUCGACCGCCUCCUCAAGGAAGAAUACCGUCAUCGUGACCCAACGGCUGUAAUCGGCUCCCUCCAUAAACACUUUUGCGAGCUAAUGGCCAAUGCGCCUGACGGUCAUCAAGCGCUUUCACAAUUACCACUUCAUCGCUUAUCCCAGGAACAUUUCGCGCAUAUGCUCCUUGGCUUUCAGAAAGAUUUGGAAUUUGCAGAUCCCCCCUCGUCUGAACGGGAUAUCCGUUGGCCAAUCAUGACAGAACAGGACCUUGAGACGUACGCCCAACGCGUUGCUGGAACGGUCGCAAUGUUGUGUUUGCAGUUGGUCUUCUAUCAUUUCCAAACCGAAUUUAGCGAAGUUGAGCGAGGCCAUGUUCUCAGCGCGGGAGCUCGUAUGGGUGUUGCUUUGCAAUACGUAAAUAUUGCGCGAGACAUUGCCGUUGACGCCAAAAUGAAUCGGGUCUACCUCCCCCAAGCUUGGCUUAAGGAGGAAGGCUUAACCGCUUGGAACAUUCUUCUGGACCCCGACGGUCCUCGGGUUAAGUGCCUUCGUUCUCGGCUAUUGGAUAAAGCGUUUAGCAUCUAUGAGGAAGCCCGAGGAGCUAUCGAGGAGUUGCCCCAAGAAGCACAGGGGCCAAUGAGAGUGGCCGUGGAGAGCUAUAUGGAGAUUGGCCGCGUUCUAAGAGAGGAGCACUACACAGUCAAGGCUGGGAAAGCUACUGUGCCGAAGCUGAGGAGGAUGAAAGUUGCAUGGCGGGCGUUGAGGGGUUGA